AUGCUCACGGGGAUUGUCGUGGAGAGCACCCCCCCUCCUCCCCCCCUGCCCCUCCCGGUCAGCAUCGGGCAGGACCUCGAGAUCGUGACGUACCACAUUCAGUCCCUCGUCAUUUCCCGUUACGCCGUCACCACCGUCACCUGCAGGAUCCGUAACCCAGCUCUCGACCCUCAGGAGGCCACCUUCAGCAUCCUCCUGCCGGUCAACGCGUUCAUCUCCAACCUCACCAUAGAAGCUGGAGGGCGUAACUACACGAGUCUGGUGAGGGAGAAGGAGGAGGCGAGAAGAACGUACGAGAAGGCCAAGUUCCGGGGACAGAACACCGCCAUCGUUCAUCAGAAGAACUGCUGGAGCGACGGCUGGGCGUGUACUCCCACAAGAUCAACGUCCAUCCGGGAUACCCAGUCUUGGAUAUGUUGGUGGAUGUUACUAUCCACGAGACGAGGGAUAUCAGUGUCCUGUCUGUGAAGAAGGUACCGGGAGGAAAUUCCUUCAGGGAUGCUGUGACGGAAUGGCGAGAAGGGGGAAAGACGGCCCGACUGCAGUACGACCCCGGCCGAGAGUUGAUGCCCAAGGACGGGGUCAUCCACGGUCAGCUGGAAGUGCAUUACGAUGUCCAGAGAGCUCUCGAUGACAUUCAGUAA
Penaeus vannamei (Pacific white shrimp) is the source of this 644-nucleotide messenger RNA. Lineage: Eukaryota; Metazoa; Arthropoda; Malacostraca; Decapoda; Penaeidae. The record is from RefSeq and is a predicted model, not a curated record.